GUGGCGUUAAUGUCUUAAGAGGUCUAUUUUGUUAAAAUACUGAAAAUGCCAUGGUCAAUUAUUGAUUUAUUUAUUUAAAUUUAUCGUUGAUUAAUUAUGGUAUAACUGUCCUAUUAAACCGAAUCCAUAUAAGUAAAUAACAGAUGCCAUAAAGGAUAAAAUGGGCAUUACGACCUUGAAUGAUAUGAAGAAAUUCACCAAAACAUUAUCAACCCACAUAUUUACGAAAUGAGGACCCGAACUUAGCAAACACGUCUUGGGAAUCACGUCUUGCCUAAUUGAUGACUGUUGCACCAGUAAGGACUUGUUAUUAUGAAAAAGGCAUGAUUACAUACGUAUAUGUUAAGUUUAACGACGCGUAUCGUUAGGUAUGUACUUGUACUUGAUGAUGAAAAUUGUUUUUUCUUGCAACGGAUUUUCACCAAGGAAAAUUUAUUCCUAAUGAAGAUAUUGUCGAUCAUGAUUGAGUUGGAUGCAGUAACAGUUAAUCCAUCUUUGUGUCCUACGAACAAGAUUGCUCCUCACCGACGUCAGGUCACUUGGGAUGAGAAACCUCGAACCUUUGGGGUGAUACACCACCUAUUUCGGCCUGGUAGACCACCACAUAUGGACCCUCUCGAUGAUUUGCAAGAACAACCCCAAGAAGACGAUCCAGAUGAUUGCGGGGAAAUAGAAGAUUACGAUGAAACAGACCUUAGUUCUCUGACUCCAACUGGCCAAAGAAGAAAAUCAGAAAAGGAUGAUCGUUAUUUCAUAAAUAACGAUUACGUGAAAACAUAUCACCAUGGGGCCAACAGACCGCCUUCUAGGCCACAUCGACCUCCAAGGCCCGUCACACGACCUCCGUAUAACUUUGAGGGCAAUUAUGGGCCCAAUGGGUACAGACCACCUUAUUAUGCAGGAGGCUAUGUUAAACCAGUGAAGGAGGAUACAAUAGACCAUCCCCAAGCAGCUUAUCACCUUGGUCUCAUCGGUGGAGCUAUUGGCCACGUAGUAGGAUACCCCCCGGUUCGGCCUACUACAGAAGCGUCACAGCUAAGGAAACCCAAUUCUGCAUUUCGGUUUCCCGAAAAUUAUGCUCACACGAACAGACAUCCAAAGAAAUCUCAACAACAACAACCAAACAGAUCUACAAGUAUUUUCGGAUCGUUUAUAGAUUUGUUAUUCAAAUAAAUAAUUUAUACAGAACACGAUCUUUCAUUAAAAGUCUGUAUUUAUUAAA
This is a messenger RNA of Spodoptera litura, 1222 nucleotides long. RefSeq lists its product as uncharacterized. NCBI's taxonomy places the organism in Eukaryota, Metazoa, Arthropoda, Insecta, Lepidoptera, Noctuidae. The record is from RefSeq and is a predicted model, not a curated record.